Solanum dulcamara is the source of this 375-nucleotide messenger RNA. RefSeq lists its product as uncharacterized. Lineage: Eukaryota; Viridiplantae; Streptophyta; Magnoliopsida; Solanales; Solanaceae. The record is from RefSeq and is a predicted model, not a curated record. The coding region runs from base 1 to 375 and encodes 124 amino acids. The transcript is spliced from 2 exons.
AUGGUUAAUCCAAAGAAGGCUGAGGCGAUUAAGAAUUGCCCUAAACCAUUGAAUCCUUCCAACAUUCAAAGUUUUUUAGGUUUAGCAGGUUAUUACAGACAGUUUGUGGAAGUGUUCCAGAUGUCCUUAUUGAGAAAGUUUGUUGGUGAUCCUAACUCCAUUGUACCCUUGGACAGCAUAGAGGUUAAAGAGAGUCUUUCUUAUGAGAAGGUUCUGGUUGAAAUCUUGGACCUACAAGUUAAAAAGUAUAGGAACAAGGAAAUAGAUUCAUUUAAAGUGCUAUGGAGGAACCAAGAGAUUGAGUGUGCUAUAUGGGAAGCUGAAGCCGAUAAGAUAUCCCGAUAUCCUCUUCUCUUUCCUUCCGUGCCUAGUUAA